This is a messenger RNA of Dentiscutata erythropus, 1425 nucleotides long. NCBI's taxonomy places the organism in Eukaryota, Fungi, Glomeromycota, Glomeromycetes, Diversisporales, Gigasporaceae. The record is from the annotation of a GenBank genome assembly.
AUGCCUCCAAUACUAAGCUCAAUCAUUAGAGACGAAAUUAAACCCAUUGAUGGUGCUUCAGAUUCUCAAUUAUCCGCUAUCGAUGGAAUAGCUAAAGAAUUUGAUUUAACUGUCGAAAAACUUUCAGAAAUUGUAAACCAUUUUUGUAAUGAAAUGGAUAAAGGGCUCGAAAAAAGUGGAAUGACUGUUGCAAUGAUUCCUAGUUUUGUGACUGGUAUCCCAACUGGUAAUGAAGUUGGCACUUUCCUCGCUUUAGAUCUUGGAGGCACAAAUCUUCGUAUUUGCGAAAUUGCUUUUGAAGGAAAGGGAGUUAUAAAUGUAAAACAACAAAAGCAUAAAGUCACUGAAAACCUGAAAACUGGACCUGCAAAUCAAUUAUUUGAUUUCAUAGCUGAUUGUAUUGAUAAAUUCUUGUCUGAACUUGUAACAGUACAAUUCGAAAAUGAUCAAUCAGAAAAUGACAAAAAAUUUAAAAUGGGCUUCACUUUUUCGUUUCCUGUUGAACAAACAGCCAUCAAUAAAGGGACUUUAAUAAAAUGGACGAAAGGAUUUACAUGUCCAGAUGCUGAAAAUAAAGAUGUGGUGUUUAUGCUUCAAGAAGCAUUGAAACGCAAAGAAGUUCCUGUUGUAGUUGCAGCUUUAGUCAAUGACACUGUAGGUACCCUUUUAUCUCAUUCUUACAAAGACCCCGAUACUCUUAUUGGAAUUAUUUAUGGUACUGGUACUAAUGGAGCAUACUUUGAGGAUAUUCCCAAAAUCAAAAAAUUAAAUAAAUAUUCGAAUGAUUCAGAAAAAAUGAUUAUUAACAUAGAAUGGGGUGCUUUUGAUAGUGAGAAAAAAGUUCUUCCACUCACAAUGUUCGACAAUAAACUAGAUCGUGAAUCGAAUAACCCACAUUAUCAAAUAUUCGAAAAAAUGAUAUCUGGAAUGUAUCUUGGAGAGAUAACGCGAAAUAUCUUACUACAUCUUAUUGACCGCAUGCUACUUUUCGAUGGAUACUCUUCAAAAGAGCUCAAUAGGCAUUAUUCUUUCGAGACAGAAUACAUGUCUACUAUCGAAGCUGAUGAAAGUCAUGCUUUGGAUGAUACCAAAAAAGUAUUAGAAGAGUUAUUAAACAUUCCAUCCACCACACUUACCGAUCGUCAAAUUGUUAAGAGAGUUUGUCAGAUUGUUGCUUUACGUGCUGCAAGAUUAUCUUCUGCAACAUUGGCCGCUAUUAUCACUCAUUGUGGCCGAGUUGAAAGUGGGAGCAGUGUUGGGAUUGAUGGUUCCUUAUUUGAAUUUUAUCCUCAUUUUAGUGCGCGCAUUAAAACGGCUUUGCAAGAAUUGUUUGGAACGAACGCUGAUAAAAUUAAAAUUAGUUUGGCUCGUGAUGGAUCAGGAGUUGGCGCUGCACUGGCAGCUAUGUUGACUACUAAGAAAUAG